UUAUCAGACCAUCAGUAUUCUGACGAUAAUAAAACGUAUGUAUACAUAUAUUUAUGAUGAAUGAUUUUUCAUUGAUUCAAAAGCAAUGUUGUUUAAACUGAAAGAUCCUGUAAGGAAACUACUAUAAAAGAAGUUUUUAUUCAAAAGGGAUUAGUUUAAAAUGCUUUGGCUAGCAUCAGUGGUUUGUAUUUCAAUAUUCUGGGCACCAUCCGUCUCGAGUUCUGAUCUUGCUUCCAAACCGAAGCCAGUGGACCUUGCAUAUUCUUGUUUACGAGCAUCUGAAGACACUUGUAGCAGUGAUGAUGUGCCUAUUAUUCUAAUACAUGGCCUAUCAAGUUUUAAAGAGUCGUGGAAAGGUAUUUCCGAGGUUUUAGCUCUAAAAACAGGGAAAAAAGUUUGCGUAGCAGAUCUACGAAAUCACGGAGAGAGUCCAUGGAGUGAUGAAGCGGAUACUGCAGCUAUGACUGAAGAUAUCAAGCAUUUGUUGGAUAAACUUGAGAUUCCAAAGGCAGUUGUGCUUGGACACAGUUUGGGUGGUAAAGUUACAGUUCACCUAGCUCUUAAUUACCCGGAACGAGUUGAAAAAGCAAUAGUUGAAGACAUGAGGCCAAAUGGUUUGAGUACAGAAGGUAUAGAAGAAUUGUUUUUAUAUUUAAAUUUGUUUAAAGACAUCGAAACUCUCAUACCCGAAGGAGUCUCGGAAAGAGAAGCAAAAGAAAUAUUUCUGAAGAAUUUUAAUGACUAUCUAGGGAAGAGUAAUACGUCUUUGUCUUAUGAUGAUCCUGAAAUGUUUCCUAUUAAAUGUAUUGAUGGAAAAUGCCGUUGGGGUACAAAUACACUACUCUUUAAAAUGUUAAUGAAGGAUAUUAACUCUUUGUGGACUGAAAGCUCUGGGCGUUUUGAUGGGCCAGCGCUUUUUAUAUAUGGUACUAAAUCCAAUUUUAAAAUUGGUGAUGAUGAAAGCAAUAUCAAGAAACUGUUUCCGAAUGCGAAACUUGUUGGCGUAAAGGGAGCCGGUCACGUGGUGCACGAAAAUCCGGAAUUCAUGACUGAAGUCAUCAAGUUCAUUAAAGAAUCAAAUUUUGAACAUUAGAGUUCAUAAUACAAGAUUCUUUUUUUUUUAUGAAUUUGUUUGAAGAAAACAAAUAUCUCUUUCACACACUCUUCACUUUCACUUUUCUUCACACUCUUUCACCGUCUGAAAGAAUCAGU
Molecule: messenger RNA, 1212 nt
Organism: Argiope bruennichi
Lineage: Eukaryota; Metazoa; Arthropoda; Arachnida; Araneae; Araneidae
Product: protein ABHD11-like
Exons: 7
Coding region: 161-1093 (310 amino acids)
Cellular component (GO): mitochondrion
Source: RefSeq, a predicted model, not a curated record